AUGGGACAAACAGAAAAGACUGCUGUCGGUGUUUCGUCGCCUCAAUGUGCCCGCAACUGUGUGUCUGGCUCCCAGCGCCCAGCUUGCUCAGGCUCUCUCAAACAAAGACUCGCCUGGGUCUGCUCUUUUCUUCUCACUGUCGCCCUUUUGCGCUAUAUAUCUCUCUUCGAUGGUCCAUACCCGCUAUCUCUUCCUGAAAGUAGCUUGUUUAACAAUGCGAUGACAUGGCCCUGGACUAAAAAGAACAUCUGCCAACCACCUUCCCCAAACCUGUUUGCGUACCACCCACCGCGUCCUAGCACUGACCUUAUAGAGAAGGCUGCCAAAGAUCUGGACGAAUAUCUCACAAAGCGAGCGUCUGAGCCUGAAAUCGAUAGCAUUUCUCUGUCUAUCGUUACCCCCGCUGGUCCUAUUUUUAUUGGCGGUUAUGGUACCCUUCGCGCCAACGAGACCGACCUGGAGGGUCCAGUUCAGGUCGUCGAUGAGAAUUCAAUCUAUAGGAUUGCAAGCAUAUCGAAGAUGUUUACGGUCCUCGAGACUCUCAUACUUAGAGAGAAAGGUCUUUUGAACUGGGACGACCCAGUCGCCAAAUUUGUAGCAAACAUCUCUCUUCCUGCCGAAUCCUACGGCUGGGCGAACUACCUCAAGGGUGCGAAGAGUAACGGCGGUGAACCUCGCAUUUCUCUCCGUCAAUUGGCUAGCCAUAUGGCGGGUAUUGGACGCGACUACCCGCCAAUAGACAUCGGAAAAUGGCCUAUCUCACCUGAAGAGUUUCCAUCGUACACGGCAAGCCAGUCAUGGGACACGAACGCAACGUUUGACGCCAUCACGCGUUUACCGCUCGUCAACGUUCCAUACACCUAUCCUAUCUACUCCAACACCGGGUUUGGCCUGCUUGGGCUCGCCAACAUCGGAGCGGACAGCCUCCAGAAACCCGCUUCUCUCCAGCGUACGCAUGCUGAGCUGCUAAAGCGUGACGUUUUCGAGCCUCUGGGAAUGACGAACAGCUUCUUCCGUUUGCCUGAGAGUGAAAAGCAGCGUGCACAUAUUGCUGUGCCUGCCAAAAACUCGGAAUGGGCCGAUAUCUGGAUGGGCGAUUUUAUGGAUCCCGUUGGAGGCCAGUAUAGCUCGCUCAAGGACCUUUCCUUGCUGAUGAAGACACUGCUUUCGCCAACUGGAGCCAGGGGCGUGUUACCUGCAUCCGUUGUGCGUGAGUGGUUGCGUCCCAUACAUAUAUGGGGAACCGGCGGCGAACACGUCGGCGCGCCUUGGGAAGCGCAGACAUUGGCUGGUGUUACCGCCUAUGCAAAAGGUGGCAACCUCCCAGGUUAUCACUCCGAAUUUGCGCUUGUCCCAGAAUACUCGUUCGGGAUUGUGCUACUGGUCUCAGGGAGCAACGCGGACACGGUCACAUUGCUCAAGGAGACUGCGAAGCGGUAUGUACCCGCAUUCGAAAAGCUCCACGAGGCCGAGCUUCGUAGACGGUUCCAAGGAAAGUGGAUCUCGGAGCGAGAGUCGAAAUCCGAAGAUGCGCCCGAAUCAGCCAAGGACGUCGCAGAGGUUACAGUGAAGAACGGCGCUUUGCACCUCACCAAGCUGAAUAUCGACGGUAAAGACGUGCUACAAAUCCUCGAGCUUGCCAUGAGUGGCGGUGGCGGCGGUGGGCGGGCUGUUUCGGGCGCUGCGUUGCAGGCGAAACCGAACGCGAAAGGAGGUGGGCCUGUGGUGCUGUGGCCUACAGGCAGAACUGGGGAGUUCCGUAUGGCUCUUGGACGCCCCGAGUUGAACAAGGUGCCCGAGAUUGGGUGUAUACCUUAUUGGAUCAGCUUGGAUUUUGGCGCGCAGAGCCACGGUGUCCCGCUUGACCUUGUGUACUGGGAGCGGGGAAACCUGCACUACCCUUCAGCGGGCAUUACGUUUGAAAGGUCGUAA
Molecule: messenger RNA, 1932 nt
Organism: Psilocybe cubensis
Lineage: Eukaryota; Fungi; Basidiomycota; Agaricomycetes; Agaricales; Agrocybaceae
Exons: 4
Coding region: 1-1932 (643 amino acids)
Source: RefSeq, a predicted model, not a curated record